AUUUAAGGCCAAUGACGAGGGAAGGGGGGGGGCCCUCAGGUGUCAAGGCUGCCAUGAGACUUUUUUUCUUGUUGCGGGAGAGAUCUUUCGGCUUUGACUUUUACCUCCACUCUCCCGGCUCUUCCUUUUUCUCCAUUCUUCCUCUGCCUGCUCCUCCUCCUCCUCCUCCACCUCCAGUCUACGACCAAGUGCUGCAACUAGCCUGUGCUCCCAAUCUCUCUUCCGUUGCCCCUCACUCGGUUCCUGGAACAUGGAAAAUAGGUUGAUGGUGAGUGGAUUAUGCUGGGUGGCAUGGAUCCACUGACAUACUGGGCGACAAAAGCCGACUGCUGCAGCGGCAUGAACUCACGCCGCCAACGGGCAGAACCCUUUUCCCGCCACUCGCGAAAUCCCCGAGACUCCGACGGCGCGGCUUUAGUCUCUGGCUUAGUCUCUGGCUUAGUCUCUAUUCUUGUUCCUUCUUCCCCACGGGGAGACCUUCUCCGGCGAAGCACUUUCCCCAGCCAC
Aspergillus brunneoviolaceus CBS 621.78 is the source of this 507-nucleotide messenger RNA. RefSeq lists its product as uncharacterized. Bases 12 to 266 code for a protein of 84 amino acids. Lineage: Eukaryota; Fungi; Ascomycota; Eurotiomycetes; Eurotiales; Aspergillaceae. The record is from RefSeq and is a predicted model, not a curated record. The transcript has a single exon.